Molecule: messenger RNA, 2831 nt
Organism: Cydia splendana
Lineage: Eukaryota; Metazoa; Arthropoda; Insecta; Lepidoptera; Tortricidae
Exons: 1
Coding region: 9-2831 (940 amino acids)
Molecular function (GO): catalytic activity
Source: RefSeq, a predicted model, not a curated record
GUAUAAUAAUGGAACAACGCACAAUAAAGUUAACUAGUUUUAAUUGUAAAAGUGUCAAACGAUCAGUCGACUACGUCAGACAACUUUGUCAAUUCUCCGAUAUAAUCGCUUUGCAGGAAUCGUGGCUAUUACCUACUGAAAUCCCAUAUUUAGGUAAUAUUAGCAGCGAAUUCUCGUUUACGGGAACAUCGGCGGUGGACACAUCCUCUGGUAUGCUAAAAGGGCGACCGUACGGCGGAGUGGCACUUCUGUGGCGAAGUAAUCUGUUUCAAUGCGUAUCAGUGUUACAGUGUAGUAAUCCACGCAUAUGUGCGGUUAAAAUAGUGACAGAUGAUAGGCCGUUUAUAGUUGUCUGUGUGUAUAUGCCCACGGAUUGUUCAGACAACUUGCCCGAGUUCACGGAUUGCCUUAGCGCGGUGAGUGCAAUAGUGGAUGAAUGUGAAGUGGAAUCAGUUUAUAUCUUAGGAGACUUUAACGCACAUCCAGGUGAGUUAUUUUUCACUGAACUCAGUAAUUAUUGUGAUGAACAGAACUGGGUGUGCGUUGAUAUAAACAGAUUAGGCCUUUCCUCGGAUACCUAUACUUUUAUCAGUGAGGCGCACGGGUCUAGGCGCUGGCUAGACCACUGUAUUGUGACACAAUCGGCUAUAAGUUCUGUUCGUAAUGUACAUGUUAAGUGUGACGUAGUCUGGUCCGACCACUUUCCCCUCAUAUUAGAAUGUAAUAUAGGUGUUUUAACUCCUAGAUUAGCUGCUGCGCCACUUAAUAAUACUAAUUGUGCAAUAUGGGGGGAUAGAACAAAGGAGCAGAUUGCUAUAUACACACAAGAAUGCGAUAACAGGUUAAGAAAUAUCCAUUUUCCUUCCGAUUUUAUAGAUUGUGGCGAUAAAUGCUGUAGUGACCCCUCUCAUAAAACAAUUUUAAAUAACAUGUAUAGGGACAUUGUAUCUGCGCUCAGCCAGUCUGCCAUAGUUAGUAAGGGAAAUGUGGGAAUUAAGAAAAAGAACAAAAAUCGUAUAGUGGGUUGGAAUAGGCACGUGAAGGAUGCUCAUUGGCGGGCGAGGCAAGCAUUUCUUGUGUGGGUGUGUAGUGGCAAACCUAUAGUAGGCACUGAAUAUAAUAACAUGUGUGAAAGUCGACGUAUAUUUAAGUCCCGACUAAAAUGGUGUCAAGAUCAUCAAAAUCAAAUACAAAUGGACAUAAUAGCAUCACAACACUCGAAAAAAGAUUUUAAGGCUUUUUGGAAAUCAACUAGCAAGAUAAAUGUUAGGUCUGGCCCGCCGGCGAGCGUGGAGGGAGUAACGGAUCAUAGAGCUAUUGCUAAUAUCUUCAGAGACCAAUUUACUGUGAAACCUAGCAUAGCACCUUCAUGUGAAAGAGGGGCGGGCACUGGGGCCAUUAUGAAUAGACAGGUGACAAGGAUAUCGGCCUUAGAGGUAGCCAAAUCCAUUAAAUCUAUGUCUGGUGGUAAGUCGCCUGGUCAUGAUGGCCUCAGUGUGGAGCAUCUACGUUAUGCUGGCUGUCAUAUUUCACGUGUACUUUCAAUGUUUUAUUCUCUAUGUAUAUCCCAUUCCUACCUGCCAUUGGACUUGAUAAAGACCGUUGUCAUACCAGUGGUGAAAAACAAGACAGGAGACUUAACUAGUAAAACUAAUUAUAGGCCGAUAUCGCUCGCUACUGUUAUGGCAAAGGUACUGGACGGUGUGCUUAAUGCACAGUUGAAUAAGAACCUUUCGUUGCAUGACAACCAGUUCGGGUUUAGGCCCGGGCUGUCAACUGAAAGUGCGAUCCUGUGCCUUAAGCACACCGCCGCGUAUUAUGUUGACAGGAAUACGCCAGUUUAUGCUUGUUACCUUGAUUUAUCAAAAGCGUUUGAUCUGGUUUCCUACGAUAUACUUUGGAAGAAACUAGAGGAAAUUAACUUAGCUCCCGAUCUCAUAGGUAUAUUUAGAUAUUGGUAUGGAAACCAGAUCAACAACGUGAGAUGGGCAGGUACUUUGUCUGAGACAUAUGGGUUGGAAUGUGGGGUGAGGCAGGGGGGGUUGAGCUCACCAUCACUCUUCAACCUAUAUAUAAACGAGCUGAUUGUCGCGCUCAGCAGCAUGCAUGUGGGCUGUCACAUAGACGGGGUUAAUGUGAACAACUUGAGCUAUGCCGAUGACAUGGUGCUGUUGAGUGCGUCAGUCUGUGGCAUCAGAAGGUUGCUUAAAGUGUGUGAAGAUUACGCACACACGCACGGACUCAAAUAUAACACAAUCAAAAGUCAGUACAUGGUCUUUGGGGUCGAGUCUAAAAUACCAUCUGUAAUACCACCUAUCAGACUCAACACGGUUGCCCUAGAAAGGGUAUACCAGUACAAAUAUCUAGGUCAUAUAGUUACUACCGACCUCAAAGACGAUGCUGACAUAGAACGGGAACGUAGGGCCUUAUCGAUCAGAGCUAAUAUGAUUGCACGCAGAUUUGCUCGAUGCUCAAAGGAAAGUAAAGUGACUUUGUUCAGAGCUUUUUGCACAACAUUUUACACCUGCAGUCUAUGGCGAAAGUUCACCUUGAAAUCGUAUAAGGCCCUACAAGUACAGUAUAAUAACGCGUUUAGGGCGCUGAUGGGGCUGCCGCGAUAUUGCAGCGCGUCAGGGAUGUUUGCGGAGGCGCAUGUGUCGUGUUUUAAAGCUACCAUGCGCCUGCGAGCCGCGUCCCUGGUGCGACGCGUGCGCGCCAGCUCCAACAGCGUCCUAGAAAUGAUUGCGGACAAGUAUUGUCCGUAUAUCACAUUUUGCUGCGGACUUCAUACGCCCAGCAGCACUGUGGUAAACACAUUGAGAAAUAGAUGA